GGGUGAACCCGGUUGUACCGACCUACAAGCUACCGAUUGACAACCAUAUUAGGGAGCAUACGAUACUUAUAUUUUAAUUUUAGCCGACAACUCCAAUACCCUUUCUCGUGAAUUAACGACCCAGAUCUGCUAGAGGACAAUGGUCGAAAAUUGAGUUAUACCCAACUAAACCUUGCCCGUCAAAUAUGACAAGGAAAAUUAAUGGGUUAAUUGCAUGGUUGGUCACUGAGAUUACAAAAAAUGUUCAAGUUUGGUCACUCGAAAUAUUUAAAUCCAUUGGUGGUACUUUAGUUUAUUGAAACCGUUCACGUUUGAUCACUCUCCGUCCAACUCCGUUAACUUUUGCUUACGUGGCGGUCAACUCUAAAAGUUGACCGUUAAAUGUGUGACGUGGCAGUUAAAAAAUAAUAAAAAUUAAUAUUUUACAAUUUCCACCUAUUUUUACAACAAUAUGCUGCUACAUAUAAUUGAGAAUUCUGUUUCUAAAAAGCCCCUUCUCCAUUUCCCCAUUUGAAUCCCCUCCCCAAUUCCAUCAGAGAUGGAAAGCUCAUUUCCUUCGUUCCAAUUUUUCUUCUUCUCGAGAAGAUGCUGCAUUUUUCCUUCUCCGACCUAUUCCCCCCCUCCACCGCCAUAGCCAAGAAAUCAACUCCGGCCACCGUCCUCUUCCAAGACUAUUACAACGAGUGGUUCAAGACCCUGAAGACGAAACUCCUCCCACUAGUACAUCGUUCCCUCUCCCGACCUUUCCCCGCCGUCGCUGCUCUCCUCCAAUGUUCACCUCCUCCACCACUUUCUCUCCUACUAAGACGCCCUGGACCUCGCCGCCAACCUCCCUCACCUCCACCAGCCGUGGCGCAACUCACUUGGCAGCAACUCCACUGCCAGAUCAAGAUUCAUGACGGCGACACUGAGUAGGGACUGAACAAGGACCGGAUCUAUGGCGCUAUUGCACGGUCGUUGAUCCUAAUUUUUGUCGCGGUGGCUAUAAUGGACAAACGGAUUUUGGUUGUCGUCGCCAUCUCUUCCCAAAUUUCAAGAUCGAGAACCCUACUCGUCGGCCGCCGCCACGCCUCUCUUGGCUGAUUCCUUCCUCUCUCGCAGACAAAGACCCCUAGCUUCAUUUCCCAAUUAUUUACAUAAUCUCUGUUGGAGGGGGUUGGGUGGUGGGGAGUCCGGAGGUUCGACGGUGAAACGGAAAGGGGAGAAACAGAGGAAGAGGUUGGUUUUGGUAGGGAAUUAUAGGAAAAGCCUCUUCUCCGCUUCCUCUAAUCUGCAACUCCUCAGCUUUCCUCUUUUGCUAAUUUGCCCGAAUUGAUAGAAUUAGUGGCUAAGAUGAUCAAUUAUUGCAAAGAUGAGGUGGAAAUUAGAAGAAAUUAUGUUUUUUGUUUAUUUUAAAUAAAAGUGAUAAUGAGGU
This is a messenger RNA of Linum trigynum, 1414 nucleotides long. Lineage: Eukaryota; Viridiplantae; Streptophyta; Magnoliopsida; Malpighiales; Linaceae. The record is from the annotation of a GenBank genome assembly.